Messenger RNA from Parascedosporium putredinis, 525 nucleotides. The record is from the annotation of a GenBank genome assembly. NCBI's taxonomy places the organism in Eukaryota, Fungi, Ascomycota, Sordariomycetes, Microascales, Microascaceae.
AUGAAGUUCUCCAUCUACGCACUCGUUGUCGGCGCAGCCUUCGCUGCUGCAACGCCAUUGGACAUGAUCGAUGAAAUCGAGGCCAGCGGUGAGAUCCCUCCGCUCUUGUGGACUGGUCAAAUCGAGAUUGGAGGAGACAAUGUCACUCUCACUGGUUCCGCCGAGAGCCUCAACUGCAAUGUUGGGGGUGGCGCGGAGCCUUUGUGGAUCCUAAAUGGCAUUAGUUACCUCUACGGACUCGGUAAUGGUGGCUGCCGCGCCCCGGCUGGUUGGGGUGGUUGCAGUCGGACCAGCUGUUCCUACAACGCCGCAAUCUGGCUGUGCAACGAUCGUACUGUCCCCGUAACGAUCCCUUGCAAAUAUGUAGCCGACAAUGCGGCUGGAAUUCACGAGAAAUGCAAGCACUGGGUGUACGACCCGCCGGCUCCCCGUCGUACGAAUGGAGAGUAUGAUUACUACACGAAUGGGCAGAUUUUCUCCUUUGAUAAGACCUGGAACGUUAUCGUCAAGUCAACCAACUGCUAG